UGUUCAGCUGCUGGAGCUACGCGCGCUGCAUUUUAGCGCGGCUGCUGGAGCCAGUGCUGCCCACCACGCUUUUCCAAACGAUGGGCGCGCUGCAAACUGUUUUUUAACGCGCCGCGCGUUGGGCGGCUGUUAGAGAGGGUCUAACGGGAAGGAAAUAAUCAAUCAAAUCGGAACCCUCGAUCCGGAUCCACCUGUCGGAACGUCGUGCCUCCCACGGCAUCGCUCUCGUUUCAGUCUCUCACCAUCUCCACGCGAUAUAUAUACCGCCGCAGCUCGACUCCGUCUUCUCCAACCUCGCAAGCUUCUUCUCCUGCUCCCUUUCGGUCUCGGCUUUCCUUCCUGACGCAGGCCUUAAAAAGGACCCAGCCGCUCGGCGCAGCGCAAACCAUCAGCUGAUCGAUCGUUUCCUGUGUGAAUUGUGCAAUCGAUCCAUGGGUAACCACCAGAAGCUCCUCAACUUCCUCCGGCCGGACCCUGCCGCGGUGGCCGCAUGCUCGCCGAGGUCCUUCUCCUCCUCCUCCGCCUCCGUGUCAGAUGACGAUGGGUAUAGCUGCUCGUCCUACCCGACGACGGACGGAGACGCCUCGCCGUCGCGCUACGGCGGCUCGUCGACCCCGCCCACGCCCAAGUCGCCCUGGGCGCACCUCCCUGGCCUCGGCGCCGGGGGUGCCGUUGCCGAACCGGGCGCGACGGGCCUCAUCGCGUCGCUGGUCAAAGAGGACGGCCACGUCUACUCGCUGGCGGCCACCGGGGACGUUCUUUACACCGGGACCGACUCUCGGAACGUGCGCGUGUGGCGUGACCAGCGCGAGCUCGCCGGGUUCAGGACCGCCAGCGGCCUCGUCAAGGCCAUCGUGGUCGCGGACGACGGCCGCAUCUUCACCGGCCACCAGGACGGCAAGGUGCGCGUGUGGCGCGCCGACGCGGACAACCCCGCCGUGCACCGCCAGGUGGGAUCGCUCCCGAAGCUCAAGGACUACCUCAAGAGCGCCGUCAACCCCACCAGCUACGUCGAGACGCAGCGCCGGGGGCGCCAACGCGCAGUGUGGCUUCGGCACUCCGACGCCGUGUCCUCCCUCAGCCUCAACGAGGGCGCUGGCCUGCUCUACACGGCCUCCUGGGACAGGACCUUCAAGGUGUGGCGACUGUCGGACUCCAAGUGCCUCGAGUCCGUGAGCGCGCACGACGACGCAGUGAACACCGUGGCCGCCGCCGGGUUCGAAAGCGUCGUGUUCACCGGGUCGGCCGACGGCACCGUCAAGGUGUGGCGGCGGGAGAUGGCCCCGAAGGGCGACGCGACGAGGCAUGUCCUGGAGACGGUGCUCAGGAAGGGCGAGGGCGCGGUCACCGCCAUCGCCGUGUCGCCAGAGGACCGCGUCGUGUACGUGGGCUCGUCGGACGGGCUGGUCACCUUCUGGCACUGGGUCGACGGCGAGGCGAGAUACGGCGGUGUGCUCAAGGGCCACAGGAUGGCGGUGAUGUGCCUGGCGGUGGCCGGCAACGUCGUUGUGAGCGGCUCGGCCGACCGGACCCUCUGCGUCUGGCGCCGCGACGGGGCAGAGCACGUGGGUCUCGCCUUGCUGGCCGGACACACCGGGCCGGUGAAGUGCGUCGCCAUGGACGAGGAGGCCGCGGCCGCUGGUUCGGGCGGUGAUCGGCGGUUCGUGGUGUACAGCGGGAGCCUCGACGGGUCGGUCAAGGUGUGGCGCCUGGCGGACGCGGAAGCAGAGCCGGCCACGACAGUGCGGGUGACGGAGCGCACAGCAGCAGCACCGGCGCAGCCGUCGCAGGUGUGGAGAGGCCAGCCGGCCCCGGCGGCGUACGCGGAAGCGUGGGCGCCGUGCCAGACGCCGGAGCUGAAGCGCGUGCGCGUGGCAGCUGCGUGAGGUCGAAGCAAUGGUACGUGCCCGCAUGGAAACAAUGUGCUGGCCACGGUUCUGCAAGGAAGGAGGAAACAGAGGAAAGAUCGUCGAAUGUCCCUUGUGGUGAACGAUGCGGAGGGUACCGUGAUCGCGAAAGAAUGAGAAGCAGUUGAUCCGUAGCAUCUCUAGUGCAAUCGUCCAGCAGCAGGUUCAGCAGUCAGGAGCCAUUUUGGACCCCUCUUGGUGAAGGCCUCCUCGCUAGGGAAGGCUCUAUUUUUUAAAGUUAGAGCACGUACAGCCGGACUUAACAAAUCAUGCCCCUCAAACGUCUGCAAAUGCGCCCGGACGCGUCCGCGGGCUUGAAAGUUACUUUGUCAUGGCAAUUAAGUUAAAUUUUCCAUGGCAAAUUGAAAAGAUAAUUUUGUGAUGCUAAAAAAAGCUUAAAUUGACAUUGCUGUAAAA
This is a messenger RNA of Aegilops tauschii subsp. strangulata, 2324 nucleotides long. Its product is annotated as protein JINGUBANG. The record is from RefSeq and is a predicted model, not a curated record. NCBI's taxonomy places the organism in Eukaryota, Viridiplantae, Streptophyta, Magnoliopsida, Poales, Poaceae. Gene Ontology annotation, molecular function: protein binding.